CAGCACUCAAUUGAAUAAUUACAAUGAUAACGAUUAAUGAUUAAGCCAGUGAUUGUUCAGUAUGAGGUAUGAGAAGAUCGAGGAAAUUAACACUGCCAGUUUGCUUACGCGUCAUUUCCACAGGAUGCCACGUGAUCAAUGAUCAUUUACUCUUUUCAUUUAAAUGCUAAAAGGUUGAAUGCUAUAAGACUCACAAGUUCACUACUCAGUUCAUAAAAUUAUUAGUUUUGGACUGAAUUUUGGCGUUUGAGAUAAUAGGUUGAAAUCCAAGGCUGGGGUCAUCUGCACAAAUAAUUUACAUUUAGGUGCUCAUUUCGGAAAGACUUCAAUUUUAGGGUAUUUCUAUAUCCUUUCCCUUUCAUUUCUUCUCUUUCUAGGUUAUGGUGGAAGGCAUAGAACAGAAUAACCACAUAGCAUCCACACUUUUUCUCUCGUGUGUCACUUGCAUAUAUAUAUACUGAAGAGAAAGAUGAAGUGAGUAGAUGAUGAUGAUGGCGAGUUCAAGAGAAGGUCAACAAGCGAAGCAAGAAGGUGGCGCCAUUAAUAUUGACAAGUUUUCCAAGGCAUCUUCCAGUACAAGACAAUGGUCAGCGUUCAGAAAUCCAAGAAUUGUGAGAGUGUCACGUUCCUUUGGAGGAAAAGAUAGGCACAGCAAGGUUUGCACCAUAAGAGGGUUGAGGGACAGAAGGAUUAGGCUCUCAGUGCCCACAGCAAUUCAGCUAUAUGAUCUUCAAGACAAGCUUGGGCUAAACCAACCAAGCAAAGUGAUAGAUUGGUUGCUUGAAGCAACAAAACUCGACAUUGACAAGCUCCCUCCACUUCAAUUCCCUCAGGGUUUUGGUCAAUUUCAUCAUCCACAAACCCUACUCCCCUUUCAUGAUUCAAGUUCCUCUCAGCUUUCUCUCGGACCCUUCGGUGAAUCUAGCUCCUCAUUUGGUGGGGGGGUUCAAAACUCCAUGCCAAAGUCAAGGUAUUGGGACAGUAUAGAUUCAAUAUCAAGAUUGAAAGGCAAGGAAGCUGAAAAGGGCAAGUGGGUCAAAACAAACGAGGAAGAUCAUCAAAACCAUGAAGAUGAUGUUGUUGGAAGCUACAGCAACUUGCAUGCAUCUACUCAGAGGCUUUUCCCUAUGGGUAGUGGUGGUAGCACCACUACUCACACCCUUUUACCUGGUUUGUUGAACAACACCAUGCCAUAUAACCCCUACAAUGGUGAGCCUUCUGGUUUGUCCUUAUCCCAAUUUGGAGGCCAUGGCUUGUUGUUUCCUUCCCAGCAGGUAGAUCCAAGUCCAAGCAGUGCAAAUGGUGUUCAAUACCCAUCUUCUUUGGCAUUACCUUCAUCUGCUUCUCAAUUUUUCCUUGGUUCAUCUUCUGCUACACCACCAAUGUUCACUACCUAUGCUCCAUUUCUUACACCCUCGGUUGACAAUGAUCCUAGACAGUUCAACCACAUUCAGUUCUUGAACUCAGCUUCUCAAAUCUUGCCUCAUCCUCUCAUUCCAUCUCUUCACUCCUUCAAUCCACAUGUCAGACCCUUCCCUGCAACACCCUUCAGUUCGAAGCUUUUGGACUCUGAUAGCAUCCGUAGCCAACAUGACAAGGGUAGCACUUCUUGAGUCUCAUCAUCACCAUUGUUCUUUCCGAGGUGUCAGAUUGUUGCCUCUAAUAAGCAGGCAGCAACGAGUGUGACCAGAUUCUUCAUAGAAACCACUCAAGAAUCUAAAUCACGUUAUAUUUUAUACACUUCAACCAAGGUGAGUGAGUACAUGCAUGUUUGUAGGUAUGGCAAUGCUAGCUAUACAUAUAUGGGAUCAAUAUUUUGUAUUUCAAUCUUUGUUAUUUCAGUCAUAGGUACCUUGUUGAGAAACCAUUCUGGGUACACGUUAGAAUAAGUACCGAACUAAAUGAAGGACUUCUCUUUCUUUCUUUCUUUCUUUCUUUCUUUCUUUCUUCAAUGCAUAUAUAUUUAGCAGCGUGAUCCAAGCUAAUUCAGUUACCAAUGUGCUAUAGCUUCAAAGGGUUUUAAGCUAUCAUUUUUCUUUUGAUCGCAACAAACAUCUGACAUUGAAUAAUGCAUACGAUGUAGCUUGAAAGGAUGACCAUAAAAUAAAGUUGA
This is a messenger RNA of Vigna unguiculata (cowpea), 2113 nucleotides long. RefSeq names its product TEOSINTE BRANCHED 1, cycloidea and PCF transcription factor 5 (gene TCP5). Gene Ontology annotation, molecular function: sequence-specific DNA binding; DNA-binding transcription factor activity. NCBI's taxonomy places the organism in Eukaryota, Viridiplantae, Streptophyta, Magnoliopsida, Fabales, Fabaceae. Gene Ontology annotation, cellular component: nucleus. The record is from RefSeq and is a predicted model, not a curated record.